GUCGGCCGCCGUAAGUAGCGGCGGUUCCGGUGUGCGCCCGGAUGACGUGGCGGGAACGGCGGAAGCGGCGCCUCCUUUUCUUCGGUGGCGGCUGGUGGCGAUGGGGAUGGCGCCGGCCGGACUUGUGUGGUGCGUGGUGGCCUCGUUGGUGUUGCAAGGCCGGGCCGACGAACAUGAGCACACGUACCAAGAUAAAGAAGAGGUUGUUUUAUGGAUGAAUACUGUAGGACCCUAUCACAAUCGCCAGGAAACAUACAAAUAUUUCUCUCUCCCUUUUUGUGGUGGAUCAAAAAAAAGCAUUGGUCACUACCAUGAAACCCUGGGAGAAGCACUUCAAGGAGUUGAAUUAGAAUUCAGUGGUCUGGACAUUAAAUUUAAAGAGGAUGUGAUGCAGACAACAUACUGUGAAAUAGACUUGGAUAAACAAACAAGAGAUGCAUUUGUUUAUGCUAUCAAAAAUCACUAUUGGUAUCAGAUGUACAUAGAUGAUUUGCCAAUAUGGGGCAUUGUUGGUGAAGCAGAUGAAAAUGGUGAAGAUUACUAUCUGUGGACAUACAAAAAACUUGAAAUAGGUUAUAAUGGAAAUAGAAUUGUAGAUGUGAAUCUGACAAGUGAAGGCAAAGUUAAACUGGUUCCUAACACCAAAAUCCAAAUGUCUUACUCGAUUCAUUGGUUUUCAAUCUUCAAUUCUUUUAUGAUGGUUAUUUUCCUGGUGGGCUUGGUUUCUAUGAUUUUAAUGAGGACAUUGAGAAAAGAUUAUGCACGGUACAGUAAAGAAGAAGAAAUGGAUGAUAUGGAUAGAGAUCUGGGCGAUGAAUAUGGAUGGAAGCAAGUUCAUGGAGAUGUCUUCAGACCGUCUAGCCAUCCUUUAAUAUUCUCAUCCCUUAUUGGUUCUGGUUGCCAGAUCUUUGCAGUUUCUUUCAUAGUGAUCAUUGUUGCAAUGCUGGAGGAUUUAUAUACAGAGAGAGGAUCAAUGCUAAGUACCGCUAUUUUUGUUUAUGCUGCAACAUCCCCAGUGAAUGGCUACUUUGGAGGAAGCCUUUAUGCCAGACAAGGAGGAAGACGAUGGAUAAAGCAGAUGUUCAUUGGGGCAUUUCUUAUUCCUGCAAUGGUGUGUGGCACAGCCUUCUUCAUUAAUUUCAUUGCAAUUUAUUAUCAUGCAUCAAGGGCUAUUCCCUUUGGGACAAUGGUGGCAGUAUGUUGCAUCUGCUUCUUCGUGAUUCUUCCCUUGAACCUUGUUGGAACAAUACUUGGGCGGAAUCUUUCGGGUCAACCAAACUUCCCCUGUCGAGUCAAUGCUGUUCCUCGUCCAAUCCCUGAGAAAAAAUGGUUUAUGGAACCAGCUGUUAUUGUUUGCUUGGGUGGGAUUCUGCCAUUUGGAUCAAUUUUCAUUGAAAUGUAUUUUAUCUUCACCUCCUUCUGGGCUUAUAAAAUCUAUUACGUCUAUGGUUUCAUGAUGUUAGUACUCGUUAUCCUCUGCAUUGUUACUGUGUGUGUGACAAUCGUGUGUACAUAUUUUCUACUGAAUGCAGAAGAUUAUCGGUGGCAAUGGACGAGUUUUCUGUCUGCUGCUUCAACUGCAAUCUACGUUUACAUGUAUUCCUUUUAUUACUACUUUUUCAAGACAAAGAUGUAUGGUUUAUUUCAGACAUCAUUUUACUUUGGAUAUAUGGCAGUGUUUAGCACAGCUCUGGGAAUAAUGUGUGGAGCUAUUGGCUAUAUGGGAACAAGUGCCUUUGUCAGAAAAAUCUACACCAAUGUGAAAAUCGACUAAGGAAACUGAACUCUGGAACAGUUCAUAUUUGGGGUGGGGGGUGGGGCAGAGUAUAUAAACUUGCACACCAAAAAAGCGCAAGAAGAAAACUGUGCGUUUAACACUGGGCACUCUGUGGGUCUCUCUCUCUCUCUCUCAUGCGGAUCAUUUAAAGAAACAUCUCUUUUCACUGAUCCUAGUUCUUACUGACUUCCUCCAACUGUUCGCGGCAAAGGCUUGGAUUGUACUCCCUAGGCAUUACCACAGUACAUGCUUAUCUCCCCAAAAACUAGCUCAUAAAGGUGAAAUAGACUAGCUCUCUUCAGUGAAGAGGACAAACUGUAUUUAAGCAUUUGUUCCAUUCUAUUAAAAAGGAAAGUAAAAUAUGUGGUUCCUAAAACUCCUGAUUAGUUACUGAUACUUAAAUUACUGUUCUGGAAAGAUUUAUUCUCUCCAAGUUUUAGCGCUGUUUGACAGGGUAAAGAAACGCCAGGUGGUAACAGGAUAACUUGCAAUAUCACCUACUAAAAUGUAUUUGUUUAAGAACAGAAAUAUUUGCAUGCAAUAUCAGUUUAAUAGGACCAACUUUCCAUUUAUUCAUCAUAAAGGAAUUUCCAGCUAUAUUUGAGAGCCAUCCAAAGAAAUAAUAUACAAAGGUAGAAUUCUCUGCACUGCAAUUUUUGUACAGUUAGCAAGCAAAAAUGUUAAAUGAAGAUGAUGCAUUUUGUUUUUAUUCCACAUUUGGAGGUCUAGAUUAAAAAUAACUGAAUGUCUACAAUGAUUUAUUUCUUUUCUCUCCCCCCCCCCGUCUCAGCCACAUACUCCCUAUCCCCGGUUUGGAGUGUUUACUUGAUAAUUUAAAAGGGGUAACAAAUGUAUAAAACAUUGAAUGAUGUAACUUAGAUGUAGCUCCCAAAUGUAUUUGGUUGUACAGAUUUACUAAAGAAUACUUUUUUUGAUGAUUCAGUGUACAAAUGUGUGAAUUUAGGUGGCUUUUUACAUCUUGCCUGCUGUUGCAUGAAAUGUUGGGGGUUUCCUUGCAAUGUAUGUGUCAUGUUUUUUUGUUGACUGAAGCUCUUUCAAAAAGCAAAACCGUGUAAUUUAUAACAGUUUAAUUUUUGUUUAGUUCCCUCUGGACACUUGUGUAAUAUCUAAAGCAGUGCUGCUUUAAGUGUUCAGAAAAUUUAAAAUAAACUUUUCAGACAAAUGUUCUGAUUGUGGAAAAGUAGAUAAAUUUGCAGUUUAUUUUUGUUUUAAGGUAGGACCUCUGAAUACCAGUUUCUGAAUAAAGCACUCUUUUAUUCUUCAGAGAACAAAACCAGAAGGAUUGUUGCAGUCUAAUUCCAGCCUGCUUUGUUCAGGGGAACCUGUGGCCCAUCAGAUACUUCUCCCUUCAUCCCUGACUAUUGGCCAUUGCAUCUGGGACUGAAAGGAAGAAGACUUCAGCAACGUUGAGGGGUCCACAGUCCCCGUCUCCCCAUCUAGAAAGAAUUUGCCAGGUUUAUAAGAAGCAGGUUCCCAUUGAAACAAUAUAGUAUGUAGUGGAAGAAGAGUACUUACAGCAGGCCUUUGGAGCUUUUUGUUUUCAAGAUGUUUUGAGGCAAAUUUCAGUAUGUAACCCCAAGUCAUAUUUGCUGCCAAGGAGGUAUUCUACCCAGAAUUCAAAUUGAUGUGCAUUUGUUGAUUCUGUAGUGUGUGUAUGUGUGUUUGUGUGUGCGUGUGCGUGUGUAAAAGACAGAGAGAGAAGAUAAGCUCCUAUGGAAUUUGUUUUCAUAUUGAGAAAUAAUUGUGCAAGAGAAAUAAAUCCAAUUCACAGUAAAGGAAUUGAACCUUUAAUCUGGAAUAUGAUGCCUCCAAUCAAUUAUUUUCCUAAGGCAGUAGAGAAAUAUUACAUGAUUUUAGUCCUCUGGUUUUGGUUAUAUUUACAGUUCAGUCUAUAAACCCAGUCAUUUAAUUUCUAAAUUGUGGGUGAAAUCUGUCACAGACUAUGGCUGUACUGCUGCUUUUCCUUUCAUUGAGGCUUGCAGUGAGCUGAAACACUGCGCAAGCCAUAUUAAUAUGAUUAUAGUUGUUCAGCAGAAUUGCGUCUCUAUCUGUAGCACAUUGUGAUGCAGAGAAGAUUGGACUGUUACCUCUUUAUAGGUUUGCAAACAGGAAAUGUUUCUUAGAAGGAGUUAACAUUACUAAGAAAUCUAAUUUGUUGUCAUUAUUGAAAUAUUACAUUUCUAUUCAUUCUUGGGUUUUUAUGCUUUGUACCCUGUGUGAAAAAAGAUAUAAAUCAUAUCCCAUGUACAGACAAACUGAUACCUGUGUUAAUAGGAAAAUUAAAUGAUUUUGCAUAAUA
Pogona vitticeps (central bearded dragon) is the source of this 4097-nucleotide messenger RNA. The record is from RefSeq and is a predicted model, not a curated record. NCBI's taxonomy places the organism in Eukaryota, Metazoa, Chordata, Lepidosauria, Squamata, Agamidae.